AUGGCCGGGUUCAAUGAGGUCGUGUAUGAUGCCGCACGCAAUAUCGCUACCGUCGGCGCGGGCCUGAAGUGGGGAGAUGUGUACGGGCAGCUGGACAAGUUCAAUGUCACUGUUGUCGGGGGGAGGGUGUUGGAUGUCGGCGUGGGAGGUCUUAUCCUUGGGAGUGGUCUGUGGUAUCUUUCCGAUCUGUAUGGUCUUGCGUGCGACAAUGUGGUUAAUUUCGAGGUCGUCCUUGCUAAUGGAUCGGCUGUCAACGCCAAUGUGACGUCCAACGCGGAUCUUUUCUGGGCCCUGAAGGGAGGAAGCAACAAUUUUGCUAUUGUCAUCGCGUUCACUCUCUCCACCUACCCCAUCCACAACGUCUGGGGCGGCGUCAAACAGUACUCGCUCGACCAGCUGCCUGCCCUGAUGGCCGCCAUGACCGAGUACCAGUCGGUGCCGAACAAGGAUCCCUAUGCCAACCUGAUGCUGCAGGCCUUCACGACGAACGCCAGCGUCGGCGCCGUGCUGAACAUGGUCUAUCUCAAGCCGGAGGCCUCGCCGCCAGCCUUUGAGCCCUUCUACAGCAUCUCCACGACCGCAGACACCACCAAGCUGCAGACGCUGACCGAGAUGCUGAGCUGGCAGAUGGUGCCGCCCAUCCCGCGCUGGGACUGGUUCGCCACGAGUUUCACGCCCAACGCCUCGCUGUACCAGGAGAUCGCGACGAUCGUGACCUCGGCGCCGGAACUGGCCACGCUCAAGGCGCUGACCUCGGGGACCAUGGCGCUGGGUCUGCAGCCCAUCUCGUCCAGUCUAGUCCUCGCGGGGAACGACCGCGGCGACGGCAACGCGCUGGACCUGCAGAGCGUCAAUCAGACGUGGUUCGUGCUAGACACGGGCUGGCAGUUCGCCAGCGACGACGCCACAGCGUACAACGCGACGCGCGCCAUCAAGGACCGCAUCGAGCGGGCGUCGCGGGCGGCGGGCGACUAUGUGCCGUACAUCUUCAUGAACGAUGCCAGCUGGGAUCAGGAUGUACUGGGGCAUUAUGGGGCAGAGAAUGUGCGGCGGUUGAGGGAGGUCCAGCGAGUGUAUGAUCCGGAUUUGGUGUUUCAGGAGUUGGUGUCUGGGGGGUUUAAGUUGAACCGCUAG
This is a messenger RNA of Rasamsonia emersonii CBS 393.64, 1134 nucleotides long. RefSeq names its product FAD-binding oxidoreductase. Gene Ontology annotation, molecular function: FAD binding. The transcript has 4 exons. The record is from RefSeq and is a predicted model, not a curated record. The coding region runs from base 1 to 1134 and encodes 377 amino acids. Lineage: Eukaryota; Fungi; Ascomycota; Eurotiomycetes; Eurotiales; Trichocomaceae.